AUGGCGAAACAGCUGCGUUACCCGGGCAAGGUGGCGAUCGUGACCGGUGGCACCUCUGGCAUUGGUCUGGCCAUCGUGAGAGAAUUUGUUCGCCAGGGAGCCAAUGUGGUCUUCUGUUCAAAACCAUCCGAAGCGGAAAAGGGGAAAGCAAUUCAGAGAGAGCUGCAGGAUUCACGGUGCCCAGGGGAUGCUUACUUCGAGGUCUGUGAUGUCCGCAAGGAGGCAGACAUUAAGAGGUUGAUUUCGGCCACUCUAGAACGUUAUGGGUGCCUGGACUGCUUGGUGAACAAUGCUGGAGAUGUUAGACUUGACAAGAUAGACGAUGUGACUGCCCAAGACUUCCACAACACCAUGGAACUCAAUACUCGGAGCAUUUUGUUGGCAUCAAAAGGUGCAAUUCUUGCAAUGACCAAAACUCUGGCCAUAGAUGAGAGCAAAUAUGGAGUACGAGUCAACUGGUAA
Sphaerodactylus townsendi is the source of this 462-nucleotide messenger RNA. RefSeq names its product 17-beta-hydroxysteroid dehydrogenase 14-like. Gene Ontology annotation, biological process: steroid catabolic process. Lineage: Eukaryota; Metazoa; Chordata; Lepidosauria; Squamata; Sphaerodactylidae. Bases 1 to 462 code for a protein of 153 amino acids. Gene Ontology annotation, molecular function: estradiol 17-beta-dehydrogenase [NAD(P)+] activity. The record is from RefSeq and is a predicted model, not a curated record. The transcript has 6 exons. Gene Ontology annotation, cellular component: cytosol.